Aspergillus nidulans FGSC A4 is the source of this 2258-nucleotide messenger RNA. RefSeq names its product catalase catB (gene cat1). The coding region runs from base 1 to 2169 and encodes 722 amino acids. Lineage: Eukaryota; Fungi; Ascomycota; Eurotiomycetes; Eurotiales; Aspergillaceae. The transcript has 5 exons. Gene Ontology annotation, biological process: cellular oxidant detoxification; response to oxidative stress. Gene Ontology annotation, cellular component: extracellular region. The record is from RefSeq and is a predicted model, not a curated record. Gene Ontology annotation, molecular function: heme binding; catalase activity.
AUGCGAGCUCUCGGCCUGGUCGGCCUUGUUGGCGUCGCCAAUGCCGUCUGUCCGUAUAUGACAGGCGAGCUCGGCCGUCGCGAUACCAACCCCGAUGCUACCGAGGCCACUGAGGAAUUUCUGUCCGAGUACUACCUUGACGACACGGACUCGUACCUGACGACUGACGUCGGCGGCCCAAUUGAGGACCAGCAGAGUCUCAAGGCCGGUGCGCGCGGGUCUACCCUGCUGGAAGACUUUAUCUUCCGUCAGAAGAUCCAGCGAUUCGACCACGAGCGGGUCCCCGAGCGUGCCGUCCAUGCUCGGGGUGCAGGUGCCCACGGUGUCUUCACCUCGUACGGCGACUUCUCCAACAUCACCGCCGCCUCCUUCCUCUCUGCUGAGGGUAAGGAGACCCCCGUCUUCGUCCGGUUCUCGACCGUCGCCGGCAGUCGUGGCAGUUCUGACCUCGCCCGCGAUGUCCACGGUUUCGCCACCCGCUUUUACACUGACGAGGGCAACUUUGAUAUCGUCGGUAACAACAUUCCCGUCUUUUUCAUCCAGGAUGCCAUCCAGUUCCCCGACCUGAUCCACGCCGUCAAGCCCAAGGGCGAUCGUGAAAUCCCGCAGGCUGCCACGGCCCAUGACGCCGCCUGGGAUUUCUUCAGCCAGCAGCCCUCGACUCUUCACACCCUGCUCUGGGCCAUGGCCGGUCACGGUAUCCCGCGUUCGUUCCGCCACGUCGAUGGGUUCGGUGUGCACACUUUCCGGCUCGUCACGGAGGAUGGCUCCACCAAGCUCGUCAAGUUCCACUGGAAGACCCUGCAAGGUUUGGCAAGUAUGGUCUGGGAGGAAGCUCAGCAAAUUUCUGGCAAGAACCCCGACUACAUGCGCCAGGAUCUGUUCGAGUCGAUUGAGGCUGGCCGGUACCCUGAGUGGGAGCUUAACGUGCAAAUCAUGGACGAGGAGGACCAGUUGCGCUUUGGCUUCGACCUUUUCGACCCUACCAAGAUUGUCCCUGAGGAAUACGUCCCAUUGACCCCGCUGGGCAAGAUGACCCUCAACCGCAACCCCCGCAACUACUUUGCCGAGACUGAGCAGGUCAUGUUCCAACCCGGCCACGUCGUGCGUGGUGUUGACUUCACCGAGGAUCCCCUUCUUCAGCAGGGACGUCUUUUCAGCUACCUUGACACCCAGCUCAACCGCAAUGGUGGCCCGAACUUUGAGCAGUUGCCCAUCAACCAGCCGCGCGUUGCUAUUCACAACAACAACCGUGACGGUGCUGGCCAGAUGUUCAUUCCGCUGAACCCCGAUGCGUACAGCCCCAACACGCUGAAGGGAUCAACCCUCAAACAGGCCAACCAGACUGCGGGUCGCGGAUUCUUUACUGCUCCUGACCGUACUGCCAACGGCAAUCUUGUGCGUGCCAAGAGCUCCACCUUCGAUGAUGCUUGGUCGCAGCCCCGGCUUUUCUGGAACUCUCUUCUUCCCGCCGAGAAGCAGUUCGUGGUCAACGCCAUUCGCUUCGAAAACGCCAAUGUGAAGAGCGAUGUCGUGAAGAACAACGUCAUCGUUCAGCUUAAUCGAAUCUCGAACGACCUUGCCACCCGCGUUGCCAAGGCCAUCGGUGUUGAUGCUCCCGAGCCCGACAACACUUACUACCACGACAACACGACCUCCAACAUCGGUGCGUUUGGCCACCGACUCCAGAGCUUGGCUGGCCUGAAGAUUGCCGUACUUGCUUCUGUUGACGCAGAGGAAUCCUUCAGCGCGGCUACUGCUCUGAAGGCCGAGCUCUCCAACGACAACCUGGACGUCAUUGUCGUCGCUGAACGCUUCUCCAACGGCGUGAACCAGACCUACUCUGCCUCUGACGCCAUUCAGUUUGACGCCGUCGUUGUUGCCCCUGGAGCGGAGAAGCUCUUCGGUGCCAAGUCCGCGGCCAACUCCAGCUCAACCCUCUACCCUGCCGGCCGUCCCCUCGAAAUCCUCGUUGAUGCUUUCCGCUUCGGUAAGCCAGUCGCUGCUCUUGGCAGCGGCUCCACUGCUUUCGACAACGCUGGUAUCAACACCGCCGUCGAGGGCGUGUACGUUGCCGAUGCCGUGGACGAGAGCUUUGCCAACAACCUCGAGGAGGGUCUGACCGUGUUCAAGUUCUUGGAUCGCUUUGCCCUGGACUCGGAUGAAUAGAUGGUAGAAUGAGACUAGUAGCCGAGAGCUUAUCUGUAUAGAUAAUAUAUUUAUAUUUAUUGAUUUUCAAAUUUGACAAACUGUCCUAU